AUGUCUUCCCCCAGCCCUGAGGAUGUGCCCCAGAGGCCUGAGCCCGAGCCCUCAGGCUCCAAUAAGAAAAAGAAGAAAAGAAAGUGGCUGCAGCAGGAAGCCAGCAUCCAAGCCCUCACCGAGGCUGGCCAUGGCGCCCUUCAGGCUGGCCGGAACCAUGAGGCCUUGACCAACUUCCAGAAGGCCUUCCUUCUGGCCUCCAAGGCCCCACAAACCAGGGACACCCCUGUGCUCCAGGCCUGCGCCUUCAACCUGGGGGCUGCCUAUGUGGAGACGGGGGACCCAGCCAGAGGCCUCGAGCUGCUCCUGCAAGCUCAGCCUGAAGAGAAGGCACAGGGCAGGCAUCAUGGCGACCAGUGUUUCAACGUGGCUUUGGCCUACCAUGCCCUCGGUGAGCUGCCUCAAGCUUUGGCCUGGUACCACAGGGCCGUGGGCCACUACCAGCCACAGGGUGACCAGGGAGAAGCCUGGGCGAAAAUGGGAGCCUGCUACGAGGCUCUGGGACAGCCUGAGCUAGCAGCCCACUGCCUGCAGGAAGCAAGCCGGGCCUAUGCCCAAGAGAGGCAGCCGCGGGCUGCAGCCCUGGCACUGGGGGCUGCGGCAGGAUGUAUGCUGAAGAGUGGGCGGCAUGGGGUAGGGGAAGUUGUGAAGAUGCUGGAGAAAAGCCGGAGGCUUGCAGAGACGAGCACUGAGAAGACACUGCUGGGGCACCUCUAUAAUGAUCUAGGCCUGGGCUACUCCGAGCUCCAGCUGUUCCCGCUGGCUGUGGAGGCCUUCCUGCAGGCCCUGCCCCUGUGCUCGGUGCCAGGAGAGCAGGCCACGGUGCUAAGAAACCUCGGGAUGGCCCACAACGCCCUUGGCAACUAUCGGGAAGCUCAGGAGUUUCACCAGAAGGCUGCUGACCUGCAUGGCUCUGUGGGGCAGCGGUGGGAGCAGGGCCGGAGCUUUGGCAGCCUGGCAUUUGCAAUGAGCCAGCUGGGGGACCACAAGGCCGCCAGAGACAACUACCUGCAUGCCCUGCAGGCUGCCCGUGACUCUGGGGACAUGAAGGGACAGUGGCAGGCCUGUGAGGGUCUGGGGGCUGCUGCAGCCAGGCUGGGGCAGUACGACCAGGCCGUGAAGUACUAUAAGGAAGCACUGGCCCAGUGUCAGAAGGAGCCAGAUUCCGUGCGAGAACGGCUGGUGGCCAAGCUGGCAGACGCCGUGAGGAUGCACUUGGCACAGGUAGGGCUGGUCCAGACACACCCUGGUCUCUGGGGUCAUUUCUCCAUCUCAGCUCCAGGAAGACCCCAGGCUCCAGGUGGGGCCAGCCAAGUGGAGGUGACCUCAGCAAAGGCAGGAAGCAGCGCAGCAGGUGCCCAGCACAGAUCUUCCAGUGGAUGGGAAGACGAAGAGUUUGAAGAGGGCCACCAGGAGAAGAAAGAGGAGAGGUCGGCAAACGUUCCCACGAGGGCUCGGCCGGGGAGACUGGAGCAUGAUUGUUUCCCUCCAGGCACAGUGAAUCAUUCCCACUGUCUAGCUUCUACUUGCCCCGUGUUCACCAAGCACACGCCCUGCAGAGGGACAGUCCUUGGCAAAGCCUCAUGUAUAGCGAGCAGUCCAGGACCCCGGGCCCAACUUCCAUUAGUGGGUCCGGGCCCUCCCAGAGUGGAGAACCCUAGCUUCCUGGUACCCAAUGGCCCUCAAGCCAAUAGGUCAUCCACGUGGCCUACAGAAAGCCUCAGCAGGAGCCACCAGAGGAGACCCACGGAGUCAGGCAUCUGCAUGAUCCUGUGAUGUCCCCUGCAGCCGCAGCCCUCAUCUCUGCAGCACCUGCCCACCACACACACACUAGGGGGUCCUGGGGACCAAGCCUCUUCCCAGUUGCUCAACCCUGCAGGGAUGUGAAACAUAACUCAUCCAGUGGACUCCUGAGGAGCCUGGCCAAGGGCUUUGCUGGCUCAGCCCUGAGAGGCUCUGUUUGGGAUUUUUGGACUCCCUAGGUAAAAGAAAAAAGGAAAAUGGAUGGCAAAUUCCCUUUGUCUUUCUGGAUCCAAAUCUCACAAGUGCCAGGAGCCUGGCAGUUCUAGAAACUGACUUCGUGGUCAAGUAGCUUUGGAGUCACUGUCUCCAGACCCUCAUUUCUGCAUAUGGGAAAUGAGGAUAUAAUACUACAGAAGAUACACCUUACCAACCGAUGCACCCCACUUCCUCUGUGAAACACAGGGGAUGCUGGGCGCAGGCCUAGACUAGCCUGUAGCCUGUAGGACAGUUCCUUCCAGAAGCCACAGGAACAGUGAUGUGAUGUACCAUUUCCCGAGCACUUAGCUCACGCCCCACCCUAUUCUAGGUGCUUCACAAGUGUAUUCUCCUCUAAUCCUCACAACAGAUAUAUGACGUGCUAUUAUCAUCCCCUUUCACAAAUGAGGAACAGCGGGCACAAAGCUUCAGUAGUCUGAAUUCCCAGGUCACAUAACUAGUACGUAGAGAAGCUGGGACUCACACCUAGGCAGUGAGCACUUUCUAGAAUGCUGUGCAGUUCCACCUCCCCAGCUAAGCCCUCACUUACUCAGAGUCAGUUGUGAUUUAAUACCAAGUGUGUUUAUACCCGUUG
This is a messenger RNA of Sapajus apella (tufted capuchin), 2593 nucleotides long. It is a transcript of the gene TTC24, whose product is annotated as tetratricopeptide repeat domain 24. Bases 1 to 1776 code for a protein of 591 amino acids. The record is from RefSeq and is a predicted model, not a curated record. Gene Ontology annotation, molecular function: protein binding. The transcript is spliced from 11 exons. NCBI's taxonomy places the organism in Eukaryota, Metazoa, Chordata, Mammalia, Primates, Cebidae.